AUGGAGAUAGAGAAUGAGACCAUCUGCUCCUCAGGCAGCUCCUCAGGAGGGUCCAGAGAGUACAAGGUGGUGAUGUUGGGAGCAGGGGGAGUUGGUAAAAGCGCAAUGACAAUGCAGUUUAUCAGUCAUCGGUUUCCUGAUUAUCAUGAUCCUACCAUAGAAGAUGCUUAUAAGACCCAGGUUCGGAUUGAUGAUGAGCCCGCAUAUCUGGAUAUUCUGGAUACUGCUGGACAGGCAGAAUUCACAGCCAUGCGGGACCAGUAUAUGAGAGGUGGAGAAGGCUUCAUUAUAUGCUACUCUGUCACAGACCGACAGUCCUUCCAGGAAGCUGCUGGGUUUAAAGAACUCAUUUACCAAGUCCGCCACACCUAUGACAUUCCUUUGGUGCUAGUGGGGAACAAAAUUGAUCUAGAGCAGGCCAGACAGGUGUCCACUGAGGAAGGCUUGAGUCUGGCCCGAGAGUAUACCUGUGCAUUCUUUGAGACGUCCGCAGCCCUGCGCUUCUACGUCGAUGAUGUUUUUUAUGGCUUGGUCAGGGAAAUCCGCAAGAAAGAAUCCAUGCCGUUGCUGAUGGGGAAAAAGUUGAAAAGAAAAGAUAGUCUUUGGAGGAAGUUAAAGGGCUCUCUGAAGAAGAAGCGGGAAAACAUGACCUGA
Messenger RNA from Gracilinanus agilis (Agile Gracile Mouse Opossum), 654 nucleotides. RefSeq names its product Ras like without CAAX 2 (gene RIT2). Gene Ontology annotation, molecular function: calmodulin binding; GTP binding; GDP binding. The record is from RefSeq and is a predicted model, not a curated record. Lineage: Eukaryota; Metazoa; Chordata; Mammalia; Didelphimorphia; Didelphidae. The coding region runs from base 1 to 654 and encodes 217 amino acids. Gene Ontology annotation, biological process: Ras protein signal transduction; positive regulation of neuron projection development. The transcript is spliced from 5 exons. Gene Ontology annotation, cellular component: plasma membrane.